Hypomesus transpacificus is the source of this 504-nucleotide messenger RNA. RefSeq names its product guanine nucleotide-binding protein G(I)/G(S)/G(O) subunit gamma-5-like. Gene Ontology annotation, cellular component: heterotrimeric G-protein complex. Gene Ontology annotation, molecular function: G-protein beta-subunit binding. Bases 2 to 208 code for a protein of 68 amino acids. NCBI's taxonomy places the organism in Eukaryota, Metazoa, Chordata, Actinopteri, Osmeriformes, Osmeridae. Gene Ontology annotation, biological process: G protein-coupled receptor signaling pathway. The record is from RefSeq and is a predicted model, not a curated record. The transcript has 3 exons.
GAUGUCUGGUUCAUCAAAUCUGGUCGCCAUGAAGAAGGUUGUACAGCAGCUACGCUUUGAAGCGAGUAUAAACAGAGUAAAGGUUUCUCAGGCCGCGGCAGAUCUCCAGCAGUUCUGCAUGCAGAACGCCAACCAGGACCCUCUGCUCACUGGAGUUUCCACUAGUACCAAUCCAUUCAGACCACAGAGAGUGUGCUCCUUUUUAUGAGACCAGCCACUGCAUUCUUUCGGCCUUCAUUUUGAUGCUACAGGGAAAUGCUGACCUCACUGACCUCCAUGCCAAGGCAUUCCAAUGCCACAUGAUGUUUCAAAGUGUCUGACUCUUGUCUGGAAUAUUGCCAUCUAUUUACAGCCACAUUAGGGGGGGGGGAGACUGGUUUAGAUUUCAUGGCAGAGUGUGGUUUUUAAGUAAAUUAUGGUGCCUUUUCUAUUCUAUUUUAUCCAUCAUUGGUCUUGACUUUUUGUAUUUAGAAAAUAAAACUAAUUCUUGCUCUUCUACAUAAA